Impatiens glandulifera is the source of this 1330-nucleotide messenger RNA. Its product is annotated as phosphoribosylformylglycinamidine cyclo-ligase, chloroplastic/mitochondrial-like. Gene Ontology annotation, cellular component: cytosol. The record is from RefSeq and is a predicted model, not a curated record. The transcript has 8 exons. Gene Ontology annotation, biological process: adenine biosynthetic process; 'de novo' IMP biosynthetic process. NCBI's taxonomy places the organism in Eukaryota, Viridiplantae, Streptophyta, Magnoliopsida, Ericales, Balsaminaceae. The coding region runs from base 87 to 1253 and encodes 388 amino acids. Gene Ontology annotation, molecular function: phosphoribosylformylglycinamidine cyclo-ligase activity; phosphoribosylamine-glycine ligase activity.
AACCUUGGACAUCCUCCCUUUAAAUUCUCUUCCAUCUAUCUCGUGUCCCUCCUUCAUCUCUGCUUUCCUGAACCUGUUUUUCCGUCAUGUCUGCAUCCUUCGUAGCAAAGACAGGUCUUUCCGGAUGCUUACCUGAUUUGAAUAAGGCUCAGGUUGCACUUGCAGCACCAAAGUUGUCUUACAGGCCAAUUUGCGGUUUGAAAAGGUUUCCUGCACUAGGUGCUAAUAAUAAAAGAUCAAACACUGGGAUGAUAGUCCACAUGUCAACUGGUGAAAGUGGAGUUUCUGGUCUAACUUACAAGGACGCAGGAGUUGACAUAGAUGCAGGUUCUGAACUUGUGAGAAGAAUUGCAAAAAUGGCGCCAGGAAUCGGUGGCUUUGGAGGACUUUUCCCUCUGGGUGAUUCUUAUCUUGUGGCUGGUACAGAUGGUGUGGGGACAAAGCUUAAGUUAGCAUUUGAAUCUGGAAUUCAUGAUACUAUUGGGAUUGAUCUGGUUGCAAUGAGCGUCAAUGAUAUUAUUACUUCUGGAGCAAAGCCUUUGUUUUUCCUUGAUUACUUUGCCACAAGCCGUCUUGAUGUGGAUCUUGCUGAAAAGGUUAUAAGAGGAAUUGUUGAUGGUUGCCAACAAUCUGAUUGCACUCUUUUGGGGGGAGAGACUGCAGAGAUGCCGGGCUUCUAUGCUGAUGGAGAGUACGAUCUAAGUGGCUUUGCUGUUGGUAUAGUUAAGAAGGAGUCUGUCAUUGAUGGGAAAAACAUCACAGUUGGCGACGUUCUCAUUGGGCUGCCAUCUAGUGGUGUUCAUUCUAAUGGUUACUCUCUUGUUAGAAGAGUUUUGGAUAAAAGUGGACUCUCCCUAAAGGAUGAACUUCCAGGUGAAAACAUCACCUUAGGUCAAGCUCUUAUGGCUCCUACUGUUAUUUACGUAAAACAGGUACUUGACAUUAUAAGCCAAGGAGGUGUUAAAGGAAUAGCUCACAUUACAGGUGGGGGAUUUACAGAUAACAUUCCAAGGGUUUUUCCAAAAGGGCUUGGGGCACUUAUUUACAAGGAUUCUUGGGCAGUCCCUCCUAUCUUCAAAUGGAUUCAAAAGGUGGGAAGAAUAGAGGAGGAUGAAAUGCUGAGAACCUUCAACAAUGGAAUCGGGAUGGUUCUUGUGUUGAGCAGAGAAGCUGCCGAGAGAAUCCCAAAUUCAGUCGGAUAUCGAAUUGGUGAAGUAGUUGUGGAUGACGGUGUUACUUAUCACCAAAGAUAAAAAAAAAAUAUCAUUCUUAAAAAUUAAAUUCUUAUCUGAAUUUUAUUUCUUGUGACAAGUUUAUGGUUUUUGUUUCA